CAGAAUCGGUGGAAAACAAGGAUGCAUUUGUCAUUCAUCAGUGGAACAUUUUGGGUGGAAGUGUGAUUUUAGGGCCGGGAGCCAGGACAUUUGUCAGCGCCGGUUGUUUGCAGCCUCUCUUCAAAAUUUUGCCGGUGAUGCGAUCGCAAGCAGCACCGUCAAAUAGCCAAGCAUACCAUGGAUCUUAGAUAUAUCGUUCAGAUAACCCGCUCGAAUUGCGGAAAAGGAGACUUAAAUAAGAAAGAAUAAAUUGCUUAAGACUUUUUUUUUAAAUAUACUCUUAAAAUGUGAAGGUCUUAAGCUUUAUCGACACCGGCUGCUCUAAGUGUUCACAAGUUAAAGGAAAUUUUGUACAUUCCAAUUUACAUGUGGGAGCAUAACUAUGGCUGACCUUGACAACAAUCUUGGAUAUCUUUGUAUGUUUCUUUGUGUUGGAUUAUCGUUUUGUUUUACCAAUUCUUUGGAUUUAGACCUGCAGCCUAAGACGACAAAAAUUGUGUCUUUACAUAUACAGUCCAGUAUACUGUACCGAUUUUCCUCUACUAGUGUGACAAGUACUAUAAUUAACGAUGACGUCAGAGCUAAAGAAACCACCUUCGACGUCACUCUUCCUGAGGCAGCUUUCAUCUCUAACUUUACACUAGAAAUUGAUGGAAACAUUUAUCCAGGAGAAAUUAAAGAAAAGGAUAUUGCAAGAAAUACUUAUGAUAAUGCAAGAUGGAAAGGUCAUUCAGCUGGUCACAUACAAACGAGACCCAGGGACUCUAACAUGUUUAAGAUUUCCAUAAAUAUCGCAGCCUUUAGUGAAGUUACAUUCAUACUAACCUACAACGAGUUGUUACAGAGACGACGUGGAAUCUACGACCAUACAAUAUAUGUUAACCCUGGUCAGAUAGUGGACAGCCUGUUGGUGGAGGUCACGAUACAAGAGUCACGUUCCAUAACACAGCUGCACGUUUCCCCGCUAAGGAAUGACAUUCUCACCGAACACCAUAAUAGAAUUCAGAAUAUCUAUGCGUCUAUUCGGAGACCUUCACUGACUUCUGCAUACAUUCGUUACAAUCCUUCACCGGAAGAUCAAAAGCGAGCCUCGAUGCAGGGAAUGGCGGGAUUAUUUGUUGUUGAAUACGAUGUUGAAAGGACAACAAACGUUGGCGAAAUUCUGGUGGUCAAUGGAUAUUUUGUCCACUAUUUUGCACCACAAGGAAUACCACGUAUGAGGAGGAAAGUUCUGUUUAUUCUGGACUCCAGCGGCUCCAUGAUAGGAACGAAAAUUAAUCAAGUUAAGGUUGCAAUGUCCGAAAUUCUCUCAAACCUCGACGAUGGUGACAAAUUCAACAUCAUUCAGUUCGCUGGUAACGUGACAAAAUGGUGGGACCGCUCAGCAUUAGUUGAGGUUAAUCAGUUUACUGUGAGCGCCGCCAGAAACUUCAUAAAUGACAUAGAAGCAGACGGAUGGACGGACAUUCAUGGUGCUGUAUCAGAAGGUCUGACACUGAUCCAAGAGGAUGAUGACGAUGGUUUCUCUUCCUUAAUAAUCUUCCUCACAGAUGGUGCUGCCACAGAAGGAGAGACUGACCAUUCUAAAAUACUGGACAGUUUAAGCAAAAUAAAUAAGAAAAACAUUCCGAUUUUCAGUCUUUCCUUUGGCAAAGACGCCGACUAUGGAUUUCUGAAAAAGAUGUCAGCUCAAAAUAAUGGAUUUGUUCGUAAAAUUUACGAAGCAUCCGAUGCUUCUCUGCAGCUUACAGGUUUUUAUGGUGAAAUUGCAUCCACUUUAUUGUCAAACUUGACCUUCAGAUACUUGGAUGAAACCAUUGUUGGAAAAUCUGUCACAAAUACAAUUUAUCCUAGCUUCUUCGAGGGAUCUGAAAUCAUCAUUGCAGGGAAAAUAUCAGAACUGAAUAUUUCAGCUAUGAAUUUAGAAAUCUGUGGCACGAGUUCUAAAGGACCUUUAGAGUGGCGAACUGCAACUGGGAACAAUAUUUUUGAUUUAAUUCAAGAUGCUCCAACUGAAUUAGUGGCCUCCAACUUUUCGGAUAUUACUGAAAAAAUAUGGGCAUAUAUGACAAUCAAACAGCUUCUAAUUAAUAGGCUUCGUGAACGGAAUAAUACGGCAAGGAUUGAGUUAAAAAGAAGGGCUCUGGAGCUUGCCUUGAAGUAUAAUUUUGUAACACCCCUGACGUCUAUGGUAGUGACGAGACCACAGGACGAAAAUGUGAUACAACCAAACGCGGACUACGGUCUGAACGAUAGUCCUCAUUCAGUGUGGGGCAGCGCCUUAACCGGAAGCAAAGGUUUAGCUCUUGCUGGAAAUUCGCCUUCCUUUGUUGAUAGCGACCCCCAUUUUAUUGUACGAGUCAAAGGGCUGGAUUCCUCUGUAUGUUUUGAUGUUAUGGGAACGGACGGUGAUGUUUACAAUCUCGUAAAAGAUGAGAUUUCAGGGAUUAUCGUAAAUGCUAAGGUUGCAACAACAGAUGACAACGGUUCUAAUACAACUUCCUCCAAUCACCGAAAUAGAACUACAAACGACAAGUCAAAAGUUAAAACCUAUUUCGGAGAAGUAACAAUAUCCGGAGAUCGUUCUGUUAUAAAUGUUUCGCCUAGCGGCUGGAAGGUGAAUGAACAUAUUUACAAAUGGCAACCAGCACAGACCAUCACUGUUCACAAGACAAAGCUUGUUACAGAUGGGACAGGAAAAAUGAUCGCCAUUAUGUUUCCUCAUAAAAUCACUUUGUUGAUUGUCCGCCAUAUGAGGACAAAAAGACAAUUGGAGAUGGGGCAAAUCAACUUCCUCGGUUUCUACAUUGUUGACGAUAGGGGAUUUUCUUGGUAUACACAUGGAUUAUUAGGGCAAUUCAUUUACAGACGAAUAUCGUUAGAAAAGAAGAAAAAGUCAAAGAGUGGUAAAACCAGAGGGAAACUGAAAGUAGAAGGAAACAUAAAACGCAUGCGCAGAGUAACAGCUUUACUUGGUAGAAGAGUCAAUUUAGCAACAAACUCUUAUGUGUCCUGUUGGAUGGUGCAGAAAAAUGGCCGACGUUUAAUUGACGGUGUAUACACUGAUUAUCUUGUCCGGAAUUCAACAACGUUACAAAAACGGAAGCGCAAAAGAAGCAGAAUUCAGACAUAAAAACUCUUAUAUAUUUAUUUACCUUCAUACAUUGAGACAGAUUAUUUCCAUAGUAAAGGUCAUGCUUUAUGCAUGGAAAGAACUCGACGAGCGAAUAAGGAUACUAAAGGCUCAAAUCUAGUCCUUAGAGUACCACGUCCUUGUGACUUGUAUUUAAGCUGAUUUGAGUCAGACGGCUCUUUUUUAUAUAAAAUACCAAAGAGUAAAAUACCUUCACACGUACCUUAACCUUAUGUUUAUUUAGUUAUAACAUAAUUCGUUCAUACGUACUUUAAACUUAUGUUUAUUUGAUUGAAAUUUAUAAGGAUAAAUUACUAGAAUUUUCUGACAAUUAAUGAUGUAUCUUUUUAUUUGAAAAUCAGGACAACUCGUUGGAACAGCCAGUAAUUAUUUUGAUUUCUGUGCUGGUCGUGUGUACAUUAUUGUAAAUACAUCAGUUUUUGAUAUUUUAUUGAUCACUUUAUAUACAAUAAUUGACAUUUGUGUCUAUUGUAAAAUAAUGAUUGAUGAAGGAGCACUUCGGGGGAUCUCAGAGAGACUUCCUUGUGAAUUGAAUACUGUGUGAAAAAAAACUCACUUAUUAUGAAAAAUAGUCCAUUUGCCCUGCAACAGCUUAGGGGAUUCUUUUAAUAGUUACACAUUGCUUUUACGUUGAAGUUCAUACUUGAAUAUCGUUUGAUAAUAUUAUCAAACACAUUUUCUUGAAAAUACUUUGAGGUUUAUACUUAAAUAUCGGUAGAUAAUAUUAUCAAACAGUUUUAUGAUUGAAGAAACAGAGAAAAAUUGUAAUAUGAAGGUAAAUAUUAUGAAAUUUUCAAUUUUUGAUUGUUCAGUUGUUGUUUUUAAGAAUAUUGUAUCUGCAAAUAUCUAGGCAAGAAACUGUUCGUGGGAUAUCUCAUAAAAGAAUGAAGAGAUUAAAAAAAUGUACCUAAUUUUGUUCAUAAAAACAUGUGAUGAUUCAAAGAUUGCCCUAUUUGAAAUUCUUCGUGCAUAAUAUUGUUGAUGUGUCAUAGCAUUUAGCUGCGAAUAAGAGUUAAACAAUCUUGAAAUGAUUAAUGGUUUAAUGCAUACAUGUCUUAAAUCAUUUUUUUUUGUACAUAGUAGGUAUGUAAUAUUGACUAUUAUUUUAAUGCACUUUUAGUUCGUCAUAUGGUUCCUCGCAAAAUCAUGUUUUAUUGAUUGCAAUUCAAUUGAUACUCCAGUCCUUCAUUUUAAAGAAAUACUUGAAGAUAAAACAAAAAAAAAUGUAUAUAAACGAUUUUCUCAUGUUUCUUGUAUUUUGUUUAUGAUAUUGAUCCAGUAAAGUUUGAAUUAAAGCUUUGUUAAGAACACAAAGUUUGUUUUAUCUCAUAGUUUACUGUAUCAAGACAAGUGAUUAUGUUAAUGCCCAGUUAACACGGAGAGCUUAAUUCGUAGUAAAUUAAAGCGAAAUAAUCAAAUGCGAAUUAAAAUAAUGCAAAUUAAAUUCCGUUCACACGAGAGCUAAAGCGAAGUAAAUUAAUCCGAAUAAAAUUUUAUUUCUACAAAAAGGCUAUUCAGAAAGUCUAUUAUGACGUCAAUUGCAAAUCACGUCAUGUAUGCAGAGCCAUCCAUUUGAUAUAAUAAUCAUAGUGACUACUGGCCUA
Saccostrea cuccullata (small rock oyster) is the source of this 4758-nucleotide messenger RNA. RefSeq names its product inter-alpha-trypsin inhibitor heavy chain H3-like. Gene Ontology annotation, biological process: hyaluronan metabolic process. NCBI's taxonomy places the organism in Eukaryota, Metazoa, Mollusca, Bivalvia, Ostreida, Ostreidae. The record is from RefSeq and is a predicted model, not a curated record. The transcript has 12 exons. The coding region runs from base 383 to 3133 and encodes 916 amino acids. Gene Ontology annotation, molecular function: serine-type endopeptidase inhibitor activity.